GUGGUGCAGGAAGAGCUGGACGCCCUCCUGGAACAGCAGAGCACUAUAGAGAACAAGAUGGUUGCACUUCAUCGCAUGGGCCCUAAUUUGCAGCUCAUCGAGGGGGAUGCCCAGCAGUUGGCGGGGAUGAUCACCUUCACCUGUAACCUGGCCGAGAACGUCAGCAGUAAAGUCCGCCAGCUUGACCUUGCCAAGAAUCGACUCUAUCAGGCCAUCCAGAGAGCUGAUGACAUCCUUGACCUGAAGUUCUGCAUGGAUGGAGUUCAAACAGCCCUGCGAAAUGAAGACUAUGAACAAGCAGCAGCUCAUAUCCAUCGCUAUCUGUCUCUGGACAAAUCAGUGAUUGAGCUCAGUCGUCAGGGCAAGGAAGGGGGGAUAAUUGAUGCCAACCUGAAGCUCCUACAAGAAGCAGAGCAGCGCCUGAAGACAAUUGUCACAGAGAAAUUUGACACAGCUAUGAAGCAGGGAGACCUGCCCCAAGUGGAACGGUUCUUCAAGAUCUUCCCUCUGCUAGGCUUACAUGAAGAGGGGCUGAGCAAGUUCUCAGAGUACCUCUGCAAGCAGGUGGCCAACAAAGCAGAGGAGAACCUGCAGCUGGUGAUGGGGACAGACAUGAGUGACCGUCGAGCUGCCGUCAUCUUUGCAGACACCCUGACACUCCUCUUUGAAGGGAUUGCUUGCAUUGUGGAGACCCACCAACCCAUUGUGGAGACCUACUAUGGGCCAGGGAGGCUCUACACCCUCAUCAAGCACCUGCAAGUGGAGUGUGACCGGCAGGUUGAGAAAGUGGUGGACAAGUUCAUCAAAGAGAGGGACUAUCACAGGCAGUUCCAGCAAGUUCAGAACAGCAUGAUGAGAAGUUCUUCUGCAGAGAAGAUUGAACCAAGGGAACUUGACCCUAUUUUAACAGAAGUCACGCUGAUGAACGCCCGCAGUGAGCUCUACUUGAGGUUCAUCAAGAGACGAAUAACAUCCGAUUUUGAGGUGGGAGACUCCAUGGCUUCAGAGGAGGUAAAGCAAGAACAUCAAAAAUACCUGGACAAGCUCCUCAACAACUGUCUGCUGAGCCGCACCAUGCAAGAGCUCAUUGGCUACUACAUCACCAUGGAGGAAUACUUCAUGAGGGAGACUGUCAACAAGGCUGUUGCCAUGGACAGCUAUGAGAAGGGCCAGCUCACCUCCAGCAUGGUGGAUGACGUGUUUUAUAUCGUGAAGAAGUGCAUUGGGCGUGCUCUCUCCAGCUCCAGCAUAGACUGUCUCUGUGCCAUGAUCAACCACUCCACCACCGAGCUGGAGUCUGACUUCAGGGAGGUUCUGUACAACAAGCUGAAGCAGGGCUUUCCAGCCACGACCUUCCAGGACUUCCAGAGAGGGGUGACCAGUGCUGUGAACAUCAUGCACAGCAGCCUGCAGCAGGGCAAGUUCGAUACCAAAGGCAUUGAAAGCACCGACGAGGCCAAGCAGUCUUUUCUGGUGACCUUAAACAAUGUGGAAGUCUGCAGUGAAAACAUCAUGACCCUAAAGAAGACUUUGGAGAGUGACUGCAGCAAACUGCUUAGCCAAGGCUUUGGGGGUGAGCAAGCGCAAGCCAAGAUUGACAGCUGCCUCUCUGACAUGGCUGGUUCACUCUCCUCUCCCCCUCAGGAAGGUCUCAGCGAGCUGAACAGCACAGCCAUCAAACCCCAGGUGAAGCCCUGGAUCAACCUGUUCCUCUCCGUCUCCCACAACAUCGAGGAGGAAGAGUUCAGUGACUAUGAAGCUAACGAUCCCUGGGUCCAGCAGUUCAUCGUCAAUCUGGAACAGCAGAUGACAGAGUUCAAGGCUGGGCUGUCUCCAGUGAUUUACGAUACCCUCACUGGUCUCAUGACCAGUCUCAUAGCCAUCGAACUGGAGAAAGUGCUGCUCAAAUCCACCUUCAGCAGGCUCGGUGGUCUGCAGUUUGACAAGGAGCUGAGGUCUCUCAUAGCCUAUCUCACCACGGUCACCACCUGGACUAUCCGUGACAAGUUUGCCCGUCUUUCCCAGAUGGCCACCAUCCUCAAUCUGGAAAGGGUGAUGGAGAUCCUGGAUUACUGGGGCCCGAACUCUGGCCCACUCACCUGGCGCCUGACUCCGGCCGAGGUGCGGCAGGUGCUGGCUCUCCGAAUCGAUUUCCGCAGCGAGGAUAUCAAGCGGCUGCGCCUGUAGGUGAUCAGUGCCUGUGUCAGCACCACGCUGGAGGUGACAGCAGGACGGCUGCAGCCCUGGAGCCUGCCCAGCUCCUGCCCUGGG
This is a messenger RNA of Antrostomus carolinensis (chuck-will's-widow), 2271 nucleotides long. It is a transcript of the gene COG4, whose product is annotated as component of oligomeric golgi complex 4. Gene Ontology annotation, cellular component: COG complex. The record is from RefSeq and is a predicted model, not a curated record. Gene Ontology annotation, biological process: Golgi organization; retrograde vesicle-mediated transport, Golgi to endoplasmic reticulum. NCBI's taxonomy places the organism in Eukaryota, Metazoa, Chordata, Aves, Caprimulgiformes, Caprimulgidae. The transcript is spliced from 18 exons. The coding region runs from base 58 to 2187 and encodes 709 amino acids.